This is a messenger RNA of Myxocyprinus asiaticus (Chinese sucker), 8670 nucleotides long. RefSeq names its product FYVE, RhoGEF and PH domain-containing protein 1-like. The record is from RefSeq and is a predicted model, not a curated record. Gene Ontology annotation, molecular function: guanyl-nucleotide exchange factor activity; metal ion binding. The coding region runs from base 1136 to 4108 and encodes 990 amino acids. The transcript is spliced from 17 exons. Lineage: Eukaryota; Metazoa; Chordata; Actinopteri; Cypriniformes; Catostomidae. Gene Ontology annotation, biological process: cytoskeleton organization; filopodium assembly. Gene Ontology annotation, cellular component: cytoplasm.
CAGUUUAGCACACUUUGGCGUUGUCGAAUCCCACAAAAGAAUAGACAAGCAACCGGUGGAGCAAACAAGAGCAAAACUGUUACAUUGAAACGUUCUAACAAUGGGUCAUCGCGACAUUGUCAAUUCUUGUGUGUAAGGAUUAAAUUUAAAGAGACACGCACACACAGUCGGAGGAGUAAGGAAACAAAGCGUAUGUGGAUUUUGUUUAAAGCAGCUGAGUGUGCAUAUUUUUGGAUAUGGUUACACCGAAAGGAAAUUGGGAAAACCGUCUGAAUAAUGAGGAACAAAUAGCGGCAAUGUGCGGCGAUCUUUGUCGCGGCUUCGCGUCGCGCGUUUAACCUGUAAUUUACGAUCGGAAACGAAGUUUUAAGAUGGAACGGGAAAGUUGCGUUAAACCCGACGAUGUCAUAGAUUUAAAGGAAAGUCAGUAACCGAGCAAAUGUAGUUAAACAAUUUGCAUUGGUAAACGCAAUGUAACGAUGACAAUUUACGAAGCUAUAACUUAUAUUGAUUCUGCUUUGGACGCAUAACUAUGUAUGCAUGUGUGUUCAGUUAUUCGUUGAUAUAUUCGGUGACCUCUGAUAUGGAUAAUCAUAAAGCUGCCAAUGGCAUAAGAUAAAUAUUCCCGAAGGGCUGUUCACGCCGAACGCGUGUUUACGUUCGUCUUUUCAAUGUAAACGUGCUCGUUUGAUGGACGCUGCUUUUUUCGGCGCCGCAUUUUUAUAUGUCGAGUCCAGGAAAAAAAACAGCAACUUCAAAACAAAACGCGUAUACACUUGCGUUCUUUUUUGGAACGCGUUCGGUCUGAACGCCCCCCUAAAGUUUAUUGCGAUUUCUCGGAGUUCUUGGGAACGAAAUUGUCUUGGGAACAUACGUGGUUGCAGUUCAGCUGAUCGUUGAUGGCAAGCGAAUGUUACUGGAAUUGCACUUCGUCGGCUGGUUUACCGUUUACAGCAUCGCCAAGAAGAUACUGGCGGGACGCAGAAGUGUCUUGUGUCUUUGGACUUGGACUGUUUUGGGUAUUCGGGUCUUAUCUUUGAACGUGGGAUAUAAACGGUACAGUGUUGUAGUUUUUCUUCUGGAUUUGACCGCAUCUUGUGUCAUAUAAGCCACUGUGAGGGUUGAGCGGACAGGCAUGCAGUUGAAUCGACCUAAGAGCGCUCAUAUGAUCACCUCCAGUCCACACAAUUCGUCCUAUUCCAGCCAGUUCAAAACCAUGCGCUUCUCGUACCACAUCGGCAGCGGUUUGCAGAGUCCUCAGCCUGCCCUGCGCAGAACAGGCCUUUCUGCAUCCAGUCCGCAGCUUCUAACCGAGAGUCUGUCAUUUGACUCAGGCCCCUGUCUCGGAUCCCACGAGACCCCACAGCGCCUCUGCUCUGACCCUGGACCCCUGGAAUCACAGCACUGCAAUGGCACAAUUGAGAACGGACCGCAAGAUGUCCCGCCUCCACCUCCCAAAACACGCCCACCUUUACCUGGGCCAAAGCCUCAAGUGCCCCCGAAACCACCUCAUCUACAGCAGCAGAGCUCUCGACGGUCACACCCCCCAGACAAACCCCUCCCCCCACCACCCUGCCGUCCACUCCCCGCUGACCCUCGCCAAUCACGUGGCACUUUACCAAGAGCAGAGGGAAGCUCCUCCCCAACUUGUGUCCUCUCGCUCAUCGAGAAGUUUGAGAGGGAGCAGAUCAUUGUGGUGCCAGAUAUCACCGGGGGAGUGAUGUGCACCCCACGAGUCCCCGAAACGCAGGCAGCUGCUGGGGCAGUUAGCCCCCCACCCUCCGAGUUCAUCUUACCUUGCACAUCCCUUGAAGCUCCACUAGAGGCGCCGCUGGCAGAAGCAGAGGUAGAGAAAGAAGAAAAGGACAAAACAGAGGUGUACGAAACCGAGGAAGACAACAGCGAACUCGGAGCGUCUUGCUCAGAGAAGCGUCUCUCUAUGGAAUCAGGCUAUGGCGCCUGUGAUAAACUGUUGGACACUAUGGAAAUGAGGGACCUUAUGGCCAACCAAUCAGAAAUCCCCUCUGACCGCUUGUCCCUCCCACCAUCCCAGAUGGAUGGGAAGCUGGCCAAUAGGGAUAGUGGUAUUGACAGCAUCAGUUCGCCCUCGCACAGUGAGGAGCUGUGCUUUGUUGGGGAUGAGGACCGAAUCGGUCAUGAGAGGGACAUUUGCCCAUGCAGUCCGGGGCCCGGCCUCUCUUGCGGCUAUGCUGAGGGGCCUGAAGGAGAGGGGGCCAGCGGUGUAGAGGGUGGCAGAGACUCAGAGGGGGACAGUGAUAUGGAGGAAGGCAGCGGGGAUGAAAGUGAAAUGAAUCCGAUGGCUCUACAACCUCUCCCUAAAGUUGAGAGACAAGACUCCACUGAGCUUUCAGUCCAGCAGCGAGUGUUUAACAUUGCUAAUGAGCUGCUGCAUACAGAAAAGGCUUACGUGUCCAGACUGCACCUCCUGGAUCAGGUGUUCUGCGCUCAGCUGAUGGAGGAGGCUCGAACCCGCAACUUUUUCCCCUGUGAGGUGGUCAUGGGCAUCUUCUCCAACAUCUGCUCCAUAUACUGCUUCCACCAGCAGUUCCUGCUGCCUGCUCUGGAGAAACGCAUGGAGGAGUGGGAUCUGAACCCCCGCAUCGGGGAUAUCCUGCAGAAGCUGGCCCCUUUCCUGAAGAUGUACGGAGAGUAUGUCAAAAACUUUGACAGAGCUAUGGAGCUGGUGAAUACAUGGAUGCAACGCUCCUCUCAAUUCAAAGCCAUCAUUCAUAACAUCCAGAAAGAGGAGAUGUGUGGGAAUCUUACCCUGCAGCACCACAUGUUGGAGCCUGUGCAGCGAAUCCCACGUUACGAGCUGCUGCUCAAAGACUAUCUUCACCGUCUGCCAGAGGACGCGGACGACUUCAAAGAUGCGCAGAAAUCUCUGGAGCUAAUUGCCACUGCGGCAGAACAUUCAAAUGCUGCCAUCAGGAAAAUGGAGCGCAUGAGAAAGCUGUUGAAGGUGUACGAGUUGCUCGGUGGAGAAGAGGACAUCGUUAACCCAACUAAUGAACUGAUUAAAGAGGGACACAUCCUGAAACUGUCAGCCAAGAAUGGCACUUCACAGGAUCGAUACCUCAUUCUGUUCAACGACAGGUUAUUGUACUGUGUUCCCAAACUGAGGCUGAUAGGACAGAAGUUUGGUGUCCGAGCACGGAUUGACGUCGACGGCAUGGAGCUGAAAGAGACCAGCAGCAUGAAUGUACCGCGGACGUUCCUGGUGUCUGGAAAACAACGUUCACUAGAGCUACAAGCAAGGACGGAGGAAGAGAAGAGAGACUGGAUUCAGGCAGUCCAGGCCACUAUACAGAGACAUGAACAAACCUUCCGUAUGAUGAACUGCUCAUUCCGUGAGGAGGACUUCACUCCUCCAAACUCUCCGAAUUGCACAGAGCUUGGAAAGCGAGCGCCCACUCCGAUCCGAGAGAAAGAGGUCACACUGUGUAUGAAGUGUCAGGAGCCAUUCAACUCUAUUACCAAACGACGACAUCACUGCAAAGCCUGCGGACAUGUGGUGUGUGGAAAGUGUUCGGAGUUCCGCGCUCGUCUGUUGUACGAUAACAACCGAGCCAACCGUGUGUGCAUAGACUGCUAUACGACGCUGGUAGGAGUCCCGCCGUCUCCGGCCAGUCUGACCAAUAGCACACAGAGGCGCCGCUCCAUUUUAGAGAAACAGGCCUCUGUGGCAGCUGAAAACAGUGUGCUGUGUAGUUUCCUGCAACACAUGGAGAAGGGAAGUGGACGUGGAUGGCAGAAGGCCUGGUUUGUCAUCCCUGAAAAUGAACCACUGGUGUUGUAUAUCUAUGGUGCUCCACAGGAUGUCAAAGCUCAGCGCAGUAUUCCCCUGAUUGGAUUCGAGGUAUCUCUACCUGAAUCAAGUGACCGUCUCGAACGUCGCUACGCCUUCAAAAUGAGCCAGAGUCAUUUGACCGUUUACUUCAGUGCCGACAAUGAGGAGCUACAGCGACGCUGGAUGGAGGUUUUAUCAAGAGCUGGGAGGGGAGAGGAGUUGCAGUCAAAUGGUCCAAUUUCUGAGACCCUUGAGGAAGAGGGGGAGGAGCCAGUGCCUGCAGGAGAAAGCACAUGAUUGGCUUAAAAAUGCUAUAUCAUUUUGCACACACAAACUGUACAAAUGUGACCACAGCAACAGGAUAUAGUAGACAAGAACACACACAUUUAACUUCUCUCUUACACACAUCUGUAUUAAUUGUCAGUUGUAAGUUGCAUGAAAAACUCUACAGGUACGUUUCAAUGUGUAUUGCUUGUGUGAGUGGCCAGUGUUCGGAACAACCUGACGAAAGUGUGCACACUUUAAAGAAAACGUAUCAAAGGAUACGUGAUUAUGUGUUUCAUAUUGAGUAUCCACUUUUUCGACCGCUAGCAGUUUCUGUGUUAAAUCGACCAUUUCUGCCAAAUGUUGAGGUGUUGUGAAAAGGUUUCUCGACCGAGGAUUCUAACUCUGCAAAAGAAGACCUGUAGGCUUUGUUUUAGCAAAAUGACAUGGUUUUAUUGAUGUCAGUACGGUGAGGUGACUGGUGGAGUGACUGUGCUUGAAUGUUUGGUCUGGUUUCAUGAAAAGUUCAGGUUAUACAAAGAAUCAUAAGUCAAAAACACAUCUAGGUCACAUUUCACCUCAAAAUCAAAACAAAAUAAAUAAAUACUUUUUGCAUUGGAAAUUAAGUACCAUUAUAUUUUUUUGCAUGCGUCCAGACUUGCGUUUUAUUUGUAAUUCUUAUUGUCAUUAGAUUCUCAUUAGUGUAAUACUGUAAAAAAACAAAAAUUUAAUCUGCAUAAAUUAAAGGCAGAGCUACAAAUAUUAUCAUGAUGUAUAAAUACUUUACAAUUUAAAUAAUUGUAUUUUUUAUUCAGUAAUGAGAAUUAGAAUUCUUUUUUUUUUUUUUUUUUUUUUUUUGCACAGAAAAAAAAUAUGCUUAAUUGUUAAAUCACUUUCUCCCAGCUUAGUAUGCAGAGACAAUUAUAAAUAAAUCAUUUAUUGGUUGAUUUCCCUGAAAAGUGUAAACACUGUGGAUCUAUGCCACUUCCAGUUUUGCCGUGUUUGUAUGAGCGACAGCAACACUGGCUCAACCAAUGGUGUAAGUUUAGGGUGAGGCUAUCUUAUUGAUUCAGCCAAAGGCAGAUGAAGGUGUAUUGGGAAAGCUGUUUGAAAUCAAUGUUUAUUUUUGCAAUUCAGUUUGGUGACGCUAGUAGUGCAGAAAUUACACUUCUGCUUUAAAUAGGCUUUGUUUUUAGGCAAAAUUUUAUUUCUUGUUUAUUUCUUUUGAUUUUGAGGUGAUAUAUGAUUAGGACAUGUUCUUGACAGAUUUUGUGAGAUACACCCAGCAACCCCCAGCUUACACAAUCAGAAGCAGUUAAAAGAGAGACAGAUAUUUAUUUAUGAUUUGGUUUGUUCAUUUUAAAUUGAGGAAAACUAGGUGAACUAUGAAUUCAGCCUAUAUUUACGGCAAUAAUUCCUUGGUAAGAGGAUCAAAACCUGGAUUUUAAAUUUCCAUUACAUAUAAAACAAUGUGAGAAAAUAAUUGUUAAAAGAUGGGCCACAUGGAUUAUUGUUCAGCUAUGCAAGCCUGUGUUUAUCAUAGAAAUGCAGUGGUUAUUCAUAGUAUGUCUGAUUAUGUGUGGUAAUCAGGAACUGAGUUGGAGGAAAACCGAACGUUUUAUGAUCCGCUUAUAACAGAAAUAUCAGGCUCUAGAAAGUGAACUUCCUGUUAACACUUGGAAGACAAAACCAAAUGCACUCUGCCACCUAGUGGGCCCUCUUUGAGUGUGCAUGAAUGUGCAUUUGUGCACAAUGGUUUUAUGAAUGCAGGGAUGUUUGGGGUAUUUGAUAAGACUGCAGAUAUAUGAAGAUUUUAGGUAUGAAUGGGGCUAGUUUUUAUCAUUGUAAAUCCAGUGAUAUUCCUGCCUUAUUUAGAGGGGUUUUGAUAAAUAUAGAGUAUAUAUAUAAGUAAAUAAAACAUGAUAAAAGUUUUGAUGAGGCUAUCAAACAUUUUCAGCAGUGUUGUAUUUGUGCAUGAAAAGUGCAAGCGGUUUAAGGCCAGCUUAAUUUGUAAAUAUAACUUAUUCCUCUGAGCCCAGUUUUGUGGGUUAGGUAUUGUUGAUGAGCUUGUCUUUUUUUUAAUCUUUGUUAUGUGCCGUUUUAAAUGGACUUCAGAGCAUUGUGGUACAUUUUGGGUUAAGAAAAGCUUAGGAAAAGUUUUCUCUCUUUUUUUUUUACCACUUAUUCCAGAAGUAGAUAUUCAGUGUUUUAGAAAGAGGCUCAUUUCAUUUCCUCUUGUGAAUCCAGUUUCCAAAAUGUAUUUGCCAAUGUGAACGCCUGAUGGCUCAUUCAGAACUGCUUUAAGUUUUUGUGUUUUGAUAUUGCUUUAAUCUUGUUCUUUGUUGUCAAAAACAUUGCUUGAUGAAAAGGAAAGGGGAACCAGUUAGUGUGUUUCCCCAAUCCACCAGCCUCCAGCCUGUCUGCUUGAAUAAUAAGGGAUAGUUCAUCCAAAAUGACUUUAUGAUGGGGAGUGAACUAUCCCUUUAAGAUGCAAGAAAGCUGUGACUUUUGCUGAUUUUUACCCCGACUGUUUAUGGCAGAGUAUGGUUUAGGAGAGUUGAUGGUUAUGGGACAGGGCUGCGUGUUAAUUUACAUGUUUACGAUUGGUACUGGUGAUUCCGGGACCUCAGUUGAGCCUGCCUGUCACUCGCACGUACAUAUUCUCAUCUGCCUGCUUCUCUCGGUAUUAUUGUUCUUGAUAUCCUGCCUUACGAUAUUUUGCGCCCCUGUGGUUAUCUACGGAUUAUUUUUCACAAUUGCUUUUUGCCAAAGUAUACUGCAGAAAAUGUGUAUUAGAGAUUGAAAUGUCAUUUUCUGUGUGUGUUUUGUUUUGUCUUUGAUCACGUUUUUAUCUGGUUAUUUGUUUGUUUCCUUUCUCUUUUUUACUAUGAGUAUUUAUUGUGGUUUUGAUUUUUUUUUACUCCUUGAGGUAACUUUAAAGAGGCUUGUGAAAAUAUGUGUGGUAUCAAAAGUUGAACACAACCAAAAUACAAAUACUUUUUUUUUUUUUUAAAGCUUUUUUUUUUUUGAGAACAUAAGUUAUGGUGUCUGUUCACUCUCAGGCUGCAAAAAAAAAAAAAAUCUUUCUGAGUAUUUUGUCUUGUUUUUCUGUAAAAAUAUCCAAACAUUCUUGAAACAAGGUAAAUUUACUCGAGACACAAAAUGACAAGAUAUUUUGUCUUAUUUUAUUAGAAAUCUAACAAAAUUUAGUAAUUAUGCUUAUAACAAGAAAAAACUUUUUGCCAGUGGAAAAGAAGAAAAACUUCAUUCAAAGGCAAAACUAGUUAAUUUUUUCUAGUUUUAUCCAAAUACUCAACUAAAUGUUUAGAUUUCUCUAAAAACAAGACUUAAUAUCACAUCAUUCUGCUUCUUAAGUAAUUUUUUCUUGUUUAAAGGAUGUUUAGAUCAUUUUUUUAAUGCAAAAUAAGACAAAAGUACUGUUUCUGUAGUAUCACAACAGUUGGAAGUUAAUCCAUGAGAUUUGAUUUGUGAUCUUUCAACUGAAGCCUCAGCAAUCAUACAUUUCUAUUCUACAUUAUUCAGUCAACUAAAUUAUUUGUAAACUACAUUUAAAGGUAAAUAAUUAUUUAAGAUCCCACCAACUACAUACUCAAACAACAGAGAAAUACACUGUAGUUCAUUUUAGCAAAAAUCUUUGAUUGAAAUUGAAGUGAAGAAUUCCGAAACAGAGAUGCUAUUUUGUUUGUUUGAUCAAGGGAACAGCUUUGUGCUUAUAAACAACACAAUGACAUCAUGAUGGGAUCAGGAAUUCAGUUUUCAUGCAUAUCGCUGUACCUGAAUAAAUGGGCUAUACAAGGUAAUCAAAGCUUCUAAUGUAUGCAGGAGUAGCACAAAGGACCUCUUUUGAGAAUGACUCUUUUUACAUGGCUAUCUGGCAAAAUAUGAGCAAGGAUCAUUUGGGAGAAACCAUAGUGCAGAGCAGACAAUUAAAUGUUAGUUUGUAUAUAUUAGCUUUGCAAAUGUUUAUGCUCAAAUCUAUCAAGAGUACAUGAAUAGCACAGUCUGAUGAUGACCUGUUCCUACAGCUGGGAUUUUGACUUGUUAUAGUGUAAAAAUUUUGCUCAUUUUUAUACCCUUGUCUGAUUGCACCAAAUUCAAUCCUGUCAUGAGGACCUACUUUGAUACAAUCCAAACUCAAAACCUAUUUAUUAUAAACCAAAGUUUGAUCAAGCAGGUUUCUAUAUCUCUUUUAUAUGGACACAUGCGUAAUGGAGAUAAGGAAAGAAAUGUGCAAAUUCUGAGUGCAAACGUUUGUUUUUGCACAUAGAUGUUAAUGAUUACCUGCAGUGACCCUGGUUGUGAUUUACCAUCCCCUCUCGUCUCCUGUCUGGCAUAAUCACUGCCUGCCAAACCCGAGGUACUGGAACAAACACCUCUGACCUGUAUCUGUUUUUAACGCUGACUCCUCUUGUGAUGUAUGUCUGCAACGAAUCAGCAAAAGUGGGAUUUGUAAAACAUUGCCAGAACUUUUCAAGAAAGAAGUUGAGACUCUGUAAUUUUGUUCAGAAACACUCUCAGACGAACAUGAAUUGACUGCAUUAUGAGCUUUGAUAUGAUUGUUUCAACAAGCCAAA